UUUUUCCAGCUAGGAGGCUGGUAGAUACACGCAUAGUUGUAGGCUACCACCGCGGAGGAGAAGCGUCACGUGUACAUUCCACUCACAUGUAGAAGUUGCCGCUGCAUGUGGGGGAGCGCGCGCUGUCAUGGAACGAAAGUGUGGGAUGAGCUAAUAUUUUUUGCUGAUAAUGUUUUAGCCCCGGAGCAUUUUGCGGAGAAGGAGACAAUACCAAGCGGAUGGAACAAUAUUGGAGAAUGACCUAUUUUCAACGGCCAAUAAAUCAACCUUGUUGUCAAGAACCCGACUGACGGGUGCACACGGGGACAUAUAAAAGGGCUGUCGGCGGCUUUUGAAGAUGCCAACUGGCAUCUGCUUGAGAAAUAGUGGGCUGCUUGAGAAAUCGUGGUAUAUUUAGAAUAAACGUAUAGCCUAGGCUGUAGUCUCACUAGCCUGCCUAUAUAAUAAUGGGAAUAUUGUGUAAUUUCAUUUGAUUACACUAUAGCAGCAUUCUCACGCCACAGGACACAAUUCCCACGUGCGGUUUUCAUAAUCCAACAUCUGAGCAAUGUUUUCCCUGCGGCUCCCAGGGAGCGGGGACUGAGCUCACACAUUCACACGUGCGAGCUGUUCGUUCCGCUGCCUCCGUCAGAAGAUCCGCGCCUCGGCUAUUUGAAAUGAGGACGGCAACCCGACCCGUGGCUGUUUGAAACUAUAGGCCUACUCGGCAUCUGUGGCACUACGCUGAGUGGGACGCUAUCUGCAGUGAUAGGGAGGAGGACGAGUCUGCUGUCCGCUAUACCCCAGCCUGGUCCCCGCGUACCGUACAGACAUGGAGCCGCUACCGGAGCAGAACUGCACCAUGUCAAAAAAGAGAGCUAUAGCUAAAAUAUUCAAAGUUCGCAAGAGGAGACAGAUGCUUUUCGUUCAAGUCUGUUUUAUCUGCAGUUUUCUAUGUUUGGCAUGGUGCAUGUCCGCCCUGCUCACAAAAACAGGACAUGGUCUGGUCCUGGAGCAGGGGCUGGCUGACACAUCUGACCAUCUGGGACGCAGGCUGAUGGCCUUGGACGGGGACAAUAACACACGGGAUAAGAAUUGCACCGAGCCAGCCAUCAAUGAGUUCCCUGAGGAUAUCUUCACCACCUACCAACGCACAAGAGGAGCUCUCCUGCUGCACAUAUUUGCGGCCCUGUACAUGUUUUUGGCAUUGGCAAUCGUCUGCGAUGACUACUUUGUGAUGUCGUUGGAGAAGAUCUGUGAGAAACUGGACCUGAGUGAAGAUGUGGCAGGAGCUACGUUCAUGGCUGCUGGCAGCUCAGCACCAGAGCUGUUCGCCUCGAUUAUAGGUGUGUUUAUCACUCAUGGAGAUGUGGGUGUUGGAACCAUAGUGGGCUCAGCAGUAUUCAACAUUCUAUGCAUCAUUGGUGUGUGUGGAAUCUUCGCUGGGCAGGUGGUGUACCUGACUAAGUUUGCAGUGUUCCGUGACUCGUUCUACUACACUCUGUCUGUGUUGGCAUUGAUUGCAUUCAUCUAUGAUGAGAAGAUUGUGUGGUGGGAGAGCUUAGUGCUGGUAGUGAUGUACUUUGGGUACAUUCUGAUCAUGAAAUUUAACACCAGCAUCCAGAACUAUUUCUCAGGGAAGGAAGACAAGAGCUUGGCCAACGGUAACACGGUGAUCAGCAGCGAGCUGGAGGAUGGUAAUGGUUGUUAUGACAGUUACAUAUGGGAUGAUCUGUCCAAGCCGUUACUCUCUCCAGGUAAAGUGAAGCCCACUAAGAGGUACAGUCGUAGCUCUGUGGUGAUGGUAGAUGAGAUUAUCAACUCCAGCCCUCCUAACUACCGUUUCCCCGAUGCCGGCCUGCGCAUCAUGAUCACCAACCACUUUGGCCCCAAGACACGCCUCCGCAUGGCUAGCCGCCUCAUCAUCAAUGAGCAACAGAGGUUGGUGCAGGCAUCUAACGGUGUGGACAACGUGACCAUGGUGAUCACUGAUGGUAAACCUGAGACCUUGGAGAACGGCACUGUACCAGAGGACAAGACUGUUGAGGAAGAGGAGGGAGAAUCCCUGAAUUCACCCUUCACCGUCCCUGGGGGCUGCAGGGGGACAGUGAAGUGGCUGAUCUCCUGGCCCAUCCUGCUGAUACUCUACUUCACUGUGCCAAACUGUGCCAAGCCUCGCUGGGAACGCUUCUUCAUGCUCUCCUUCUUCCUCUCCACUGUGUGGAUCGCCGUCUUCUCCUACUUCAUGGUCUGGAUGGUCACCAUAAUUGGCUACACUCUGGGCAUCCCUGAUGUGAUUAUGGGAAUCACCUUCCUGGCAGCUGGCACCAGUGUCCCCGACUGUAUUGCUAGCCUGAUCGUUGCUCGACAAGGUCUUGGGGAUAUGGCGGUUUCCAACACCAUUGGUAGUAAUGUCUUUGAUAUCUUGGUGGGACUGGGGCUCCCCUGGGCGAUACAGACCAUGGCUGUGGACUAUGGUUCUGAGGUGAUGAUCAAUAGCAGAGGGCUGGUCUACUCUGUGGUGCUUCUUCUGGGCUCUGUGUUUCUGACAGUUCUGGGGAUCCAUGUGAAUCAUUGGAAGUUGGACCUGAAGCUGGGUGUGUACGUGCUGGUGAUGUACGUCAUCUUCCUGUGUUUCUCCAUCAUGAUCGAAUACAACGUGUUCACCUUCGUCAAUCUGCCCAUGUGUCUGGAGCAGCUGUAGGACGGCCUACACCACCAGGCAGGUGUCCAUGCCGAAUUAUAGACUCACAUAGCCCUCUGAAUCUAAACUUAGCCACUAACUACUCAAUCAUUUCUAUCCUGAAAUCCCCCUCCCCCCCACACACACAUACACUUCUUUUACACACCUCUUUUUCAUUCCAGAUGUAAAUGUCUGCCCUUGCUAUAUCCCUUUUCCAUUCCUUCACUAUCUAUCAAUAAUAUAGAGAUCCCUGGAUACAUAUAUUCAUUCACAAUAUAUUCAGUUCCCCAAACACUCUCCCUACAUGUUUUUCUGCUGUCAAUGAGAAGAGGAGAUACCAACAGAACCGUAUGGAUUCUCCUUACUAACCCAGAGGAACCGAAGGCUACUCUUCGUCUUUCCCUCCAGAACCCAACUCACCGUCCAAAGGAGAGAUACACAGCUCACCUCUACACAGAACCCAUCUAGCUGAAACCCUCCUAGUCUUCACAACAUAACCCAGGACCACCAUUACACUUCCUAUACUUCCGUCCUCCUCUGUUUGUAUCUCAUCCGGUCUCAGAAAUAUUUUUUGGGUCAGGCAGCUCACCGACCUUCAUCCCUACUAAAGAAAAGGACCCAAGCAUUUAUGAAUUCUUCAUUUAUUGCCAUUUUGAUUUAUUAUAUUAUAUUCUUCCUUUGGAAGUAAAACAAACAUACAUUUCAUGAACAUACUGCACUUUAGAUGUUGCGCGUGAAAUGAAGUAGUGUAUAUAUAUGACAUAAUAUAUGAUAUUUUUCAGUGUUACAGUUCUUCCUUUGCGUGGUUCAAUAAGGAGAGAGAGGGGGAGGCAGCAUGUGCCAAAUCCUAUCUCUCUCUCGCUGGCAGGAAGAGGAGAGUCCAGGGGAGAACCUGUCAUUCUUCUGUUUCUGGACACUCCAACUGCAAGAAACUGCUGACCAAGACAUUGAUAUGCCGUUUCCUGUGUUUGAGUGUGAGUGAAAGUACGUGAGACAUUGCAAGGAAGGGAGGAGAGUCUCCUCUGUUAGUAUUCAGCACCAAUGUGGAGAGGAGAACACAUCUUGGAAGACUAUGCCCCAUUGGUGCUUGGUGGAUGCUGAUUUAACACAAAACUCAAGUGGACCGAGAGAACAGAACUUGGGCCCGGGCCCCUUUGGCUGAGGAAAAGCAUGGAUUUAUUUUGGCCUGCUGUAGGUUGGACUGCCCCAGCCAGGCUCGUCCUCCUGAGUCAUGUUGAUUUGUUUUGAUUGCUUAAUUGUGUGUUUGAUAUCUUCAGCUCCUUCAGCUUGUGUUCUGUCUGAGGCCCGUUCCAUCAGAUACAAUACAGACCCAUUCAGUUUCCUCACCUCCCUGUGCUCCAGCCUGUCCGUCUCGGCGGGCUGAAGAGAUACUGCUGAUGAUGGGGAUCUGUGCUUCACAAUGGUACACUUCUUUGUGUUGUGUGUUUGUUUAUAUGUAAAUACGACCUGUCAUGCACAAGCUGAGGUUCUCCCAUUGUGAAUCCAGUGCUACCUUAAUUCUGCCAGUUGGGCAAGGCAGGGAAAGUGGGAUGCAGUUCCUGUGUAGAUAUUUUAAACUGCUUCCGUCUUUCCCCUACCCUGCUCCAAAUCCUUCUCUUCCUCCUCCUCACUUCUUUUUCUCCUCCUGGCUGUCUCUCAUUGUGAUUUUAUCUUCUCUAAAUGCACAGUGGGACAUUUAUUUAUUUCUCCUGCGGAGCAGAAGCUUAGCGUGAUGGGAUCACUACCCUGUCCGUCCGUCAACCUCCAAAUAUUGGCAGCUACGAGUUGAGUUGCCCUCCACCCAUCUGACUGACCUUGUUAAGGGUCGUGUUCAUCAGGGCACACAAUGGAAAACACCUUAAACCAAAAAAGUGUUUCUUAUUGGACAAGUCUAUGUAGCUGCUUCCUGUUUCAGUCUGUUUUCUUCCGUUUGGUACCUAAUGAACACAACCCAGUUCAGGGGUCACUAUGGGAGCAGAGGGUGGCACCUGUGUCAAUGUCAGUCGUGACUGGGUGUUUCAGUGUUGAGAAGUUCUGUCACUGUUUUCUGUGUUAAAAGGCAGACAUUGGAUGGAGUGUAUGGUAUAUACACUCAGUGGCUAGUUUAUUAGGUACACCAAUGGUUAGCUCCUACACACAGUGAGUGACUUAGCCAUGGCUUACUAUAUAAAACAGGCAGACAGGCAUCGGGGCAUUCAGUUACUGUUCGAUUGAACGUUAAAAUGGUCAAAACUAGUGACCUAAGCGACUUUGAGCGUUGUUUGAUCGUCGGUGCCAAGUGCGCCGGUUCUGGUAUCUCAGAAACAAACGGCCAGCCUUCUGGGCUUUUCACGCACGACAGUCUAGUGUUUACCGAGAAUGGUGUGACAAACAAAAAACAUCCAGUCAGCGUCAGUCCUGUGGGCAGAAACAGCUCGUUGAUGAGAAGUUGAAGGAGAAUGUCAAGAAUGGUGCAAGCUAACAGACGGGCCACAAACAGGCAAAUAACAGCGCAGUUCAACAGUGGUGUGCAGAACGGCAUCUCAGAACGCACAACUCUUUGGUCCUGGUCACAGAUGGGCUAUUGCAGAGACGACCUCACUGGGUUCUACUCUUAUCAGCUAAAAACAGGAAGAAGUGGCUCCAGUGGGCGCGAGAUCACCAACACUGGACAACUGAGGAGUGGAAAAACAUCACCUGGUCUGACAAAUCCCGGUUCCUGUUGCAUCAUACUGUUGGCAGAGUCAGGAUUGGACAUAAGCAGCAUGAGUCCAUGGCCUCAUCCUGCCUGGUGUCAACGGUACAGGCUGGUGGCGGUGGUGUAAUGGUGUGGGGAAUGUUUUCCUGGCCCACGUUAGGUCUCUUGAUACCAAUUGAGCAAUAUUUCCAUCUCCUGAAGAAUUGAGGCUGUAGUGGAGGCAAAGAUUGUCCGACCCAGUAAUAAUAAACUAGCCACUGAGUGUAUUAUAUAAACACAUGUAUGCAAUCUCAAUUAAAAGAGGACCAGUUAAGGGUGGUACAGUAUAUUAUGCAUUUGAGAUUUUUUUAUUGUAUUGAAGCUGCUGAAAGCAUUUAUACUAUACAAGUACAUGCACUUAUGCACACACAUUUAUGCAUGCACAAAACACACACACACACUUGUCAAAUGUUUACUCCCCAUGCCCAAAGUACACAUACACAAACACACACUUUUCAAAUGUUUACUCCCAUGCUCACACAGGCAAUCUCAUAAACACACACACACUAAAUAUAUUUUCUUGUCUCAGUGGUAGUAGCUGGUGCAUUGUUAAAUGAUAAGUGAUGAUCUGAUCUGACAGGAGGGUAAUGUCAGUGUUGAACGAAAGCCAGAUGAAUGUUGCUACGGUCGUUUUAUUAUGGUCUGAGUUAUGAUGUCACCUACACCUUAGGUGCAUGGUAAAUAAACAAACAAACAAAGGGCGGGCUCUAGUACUGGUCUGGGUCAUGUUCAUUACAGCACGCAAUGGAAAACAUUUUGCAAUAGAAACCAAAAUAAUAAUUUCUUAUUGGACAAGAACAAGUAGUCCCCUCCAUGUUUCAGUCCAUUUCUUAAAUGUGGUGCCUAAUGAACACGACCCUGGUGUGUUAAAGGCAGGUGAUAUAAGACAAUGGUGCCUUGCCUGUGCCCUGGAUAUUUGUCCAUCCUCUUACAGUCUCAUUGAUGUCUUGUGUUUUAUUAUGUACUGUAUAUUCUUAUUGUAACCGGGAUAGAAGCAUCUACUCCUGUAUUUUUCGUGUGCAACUCUUAACUCCAAGAAACAAAAAAAAACAUUUUGAAAAUUGGUCUUGGAAAAGUGGCCAUACGUUUUCAAAUCUCACUUGAUUUAUUCCAUCCCUAAAGCAUUCUACUCAUGUCAUGAAAAUAAUAUAAUUUUGUGCCAUGGGUUUUAGUUGUUGUUAUCACAUAUGAACUAAGGGAUAUGUGCAUUUUUUGUAAUCGUAACAAUACAUUUUGAAAUUAAUGGAUGAGCAGAUCUCUAAGUUUAAAUAAUUUGUCACCAGGUGGGGCUGAGGGUCUCCUGUAGGGUCAUAUCCAUGUUGUCAGUAAACAAACAAUGCACUGAUGUUUAUCAUAGCUCUAUAAAGAGUAUAAUAUCUCACUAAAUACCCACUUCUGUUGGUGUAUACCUUUGUCAAAGAGAAACUUUGAGAAGUCACCAUUAAACUUGACUGCACUGUAUGGCAUGCAUGAACACAACACACACACACACACACACACACACACACACACACACACACACACACACACACACACACACACACUUUGGCUCUGUUGUUAUACACACAAUUGUGAGAGACUCUUGAGUGAAUGUGACCUGGUUCACUGUGAGUGAAGGGUCGUAAGGUAAUUCAUCAAAAUUGAUAAAGCUAGGCUUUUGAGUUAUUACAAAAACAACUUAAAUUUAAGACAUUGGUGUUUAACUUGAAUGUAUUUGUCUUGCUAUAAAUGGAUGUAUCCAACCAAUGCAUUUUACUGUAAAGCAAUAAUCAUCAAAGGAUUUCAAAAUAUUUAUGUAUAUUGUUAAAUGAAUCAUGGUUAUCUACGAGAUGGAUGAGCUGGAUGACACAUUAAAUAAUACUGUUGAUAAAUGCCUACUGUUCUCUUUAAAAUUGCUUUCUUUGAUCCUACAAUGUGUACUUAUACUGAACAAAAAUAUAAACGCAACAUGUAAAGUGUUGGUCCCAUGUUUCAUGAACUGAAAUAAAAGAUUCCAGAAAUGUUC
Molecule: messenger RNA, 7383 nt
Organism: Salvelinus fontinalis (brook trout)
Lineage: Eukaryota; Metazoa; Chordata; Actinopteri; Salmoniformes; Salmonidae
Product: sodium/potassium/calcium exchanger 4-like
Exons: 17
Coding region: 812-2683 (623 amino acids)
Biological process (GO): intracellular calcium ion homeostasis; calcium ion transmembrane transport
Cellular component (GO): membrane
Molecular function (GO): calcium channel activity; calcium, potassium:sodium antiporter activity
Source: RefSeq, a predicted model, not a curated record